ACCCUACAGUAUAUUGUCCAAAUUGGAAUCCUCUCCUCGGAAUCAGUUGUUCUCUUCCUCCGGGUUCGGGGAACAUUUGAAAUUCUUCCUGUUGCGCAAAUUGGGAGGAGUUGUAGCUGAAUUGUGCGGUGGCUGGGUGGGAUUGAAUUUCCAGACGAGUAGGAGGUGCAUAUCAGGAGCAGGAUUCUGCGUUGGAAGGGAAUGGGGGGCUAUUGCUUGGCAGCUGCUACUGCCGCGAGGGCGACGAGCAUGAGAGCUUCGCCUGUUUCUUGCACGUGUAGUGCGAAUUUGAAGAAGAGCAGCUUAAAUGGGCUGGAUUUCAUCCGACUGCCGAAAUGCCAGACAAUUGCAACGUCUGCGAAGUUGGGUUCGACGUCGGUUGUGGAAAUGUUCAAAUCUGCCACGAUGAAGAGCCAGCAAGUGCUCAGGAGAUUCGAGGCAAAGGCUGUGUUUUCAGAAGCGAAGGAAGGUGGCGAGAAGAAGGAGAAGGUGGACUACAAGCUGUAUCAAGCUUUAAUGCGUGGCGGGGAGGAAGUCAUUGCUAUGAUGAAGGAGAUGACAGAACUGCUUGAAGACAUCGCAGGAAUGGAAAAAGAAGAAGAGGAGGCAGCAGUGAGAAUGGCUGCAGCAGGCGCUGUCGGUCAGAAGCUGGAGAAGCUCGAGGGGAGUUUUUUGAUGGCGCUGGACUGGAUGAUUGAGCAAUCAGAAAGAGAGAAAGAUGAUAAGAAGGUUCGGCUAUUGGGCAUUAUAAAGGAGACCGUUUUAGCUCAACUUUCUCAUCAGUUCCCCUCACAAGUCCAGGUGGUUGGUACGCUUUGUACAACACCCGACAAAGAUGCUCGUCAAGAGAUUUUGAGGCGGUGCGCAGGUGGUGGUGGAACUUUCAAAACCGUAGGUGGAGGCGACAUAGUGCUUCCUGAAGCUAAUCUUAAUGAAAUAGCCAACCAAGCAGAUGAUAUUGUCACUUCUAUGGAAGAAAAGCCAUUGUUACAAGACAGAAGGCUACUAGCGAAGUUAAUACUCGUGAGAGAAGAGGCUCGAAGCUUAUUGAGUGGUGGUAUAUUGGAUGAGCGGAAUGAUAACAAAGGCUUCAAAAACUUACCUUUUACUGAGGUGACUUUCCUGUCCACUCUUAUGGGUUUAAGACCAGGACCCCUUUUACGGCUUCGGAUAGAGAAUGUUAUGCGUGGGAAAGACGAGGGUCAAGAGAAGGCUCCCCCUCCCACUAAGGAAUCCAUCACUCCUCGCCAAAAAUUCGUCAACUUUGACAAGAAAUCGAAGGCAGGGAGCGACGAAGAGGACACAGAACCACGCCCAGUGCGACCGGGGAUUUUCCUGUAUACUGUGAAUAAGGUAAUGGCGGGAAUGUAUGAGACGAAUGUUGCUGGCGGAGUUACUGUGCAGCAACUGGAAUGGAUUCACAAGGAGACUCUGAACAUACUACAAGAGAUAGCAUACUCUACCCAUUGAGAAUUGACGAGAUUUAUCAACGAAUGUGAUGACAAGGCGAUAUCCCUUUACGAAGGACGUGCAGCACUUUGAGAUCAGUCCAUUUUCUAUGUUGAAUCAGUGUUCAGAAGCACAUUACGAGUGGCACAUUCAAUUUAGCGUCAUCAAUACAUGACGAAAUGCGCGAAUGGGCCCCCGAAGUCUUUGGAAUAGCACGACUAAAUAUAUAGAAGUCACAAUGUGACAUCAAGCUUCAAAUUUUCUUCGGUCACGUUAUAGAUCUCCAACGCCAACUGAGCACUCUUUUUCCAUUGUGAAAGUAGUUGUUUCUGAACACAUGUAAUUCGAGAACUAAAAGAGGAAGUUGUUGAAAAGUGUUGCUCCAAGUGCAAGUGGAGCAACAACAGCCUGUGGUCAUUGAAAUGAACUGAAAUCAUCAUCUAUCGUUGGAAUUAA
Messenger RNA from Marchantia polymorpha subsp. ruderalis, 1905 nucleotides. Lineage: Eukaryota; Viridiplantae; Streptophyta; Marchantiopsida; Marchantiales; Marchantiaceae. The record is from the annotation of a GenBank genome assembly.